Molecule: messenger RNA, 504 nt
Organism: Tyto alba (common barn owl)
Lineage: Eukaryota; Metazoa; Chordata; Aves; Strigiformes; Tytonidae
Gene: HES5
Product: hes family bHLH transcription factor 5
Exons: 3
Coding region: 31-504 (157 amino acids)
Biological process (GO): regulation of neurogenesis; regulation of transcription by RNA polymerase II; anterior/posterior pattern specification
Cellular component (GO): nucleus
Molecular function (GO): RNA polymerase II cis-regulatory region sequence-specific DNA binding; DNA-binding transcription factor activity, RNA polymerase II-specific; protein dimerization activity
Source: RefSeq, a predicted model, not a curated record
AGCUCUGAGCAGAAACCAGCGCUUGGGAUAAUGGCACCCAGUGCUCUCUCCUUGGAAAUCCUAACACCCAAAGAGAAGAACAGACUCAGGAAACCCAUUGUAGAGAAACUGCGCCGCGAUCGGAUUAACAGCAGCAUCGAGCAGCUGAAACUGCUGCUGGAGAAGGAGUUUCAGAGACACCAGCCCAACUCCAAGCUGGAGAAAGCCGACAUCCUAGAGAUGACUGUCAGCUACCUGAAAUACAGCCGAGCUUUUGCAGCGUCUGCCAAAAGCCUACAGCAGGAUUAUUGUGAAGGGUAUGCCUGGUGCCUUAAAGAAGCUCUGCAAUUUCUGUCUCUCCAUUCAGCAAACACAGAAACCCGGAUGAAGCUGAUCUGCCAUUUCCAGAGGUCACAAGCAGUGCCCAAGGACUCUGGUUCUUCUUCUGCACCCGCUUCCACCCACCAGCUCCCUGCAAAACAAGCAGCACUGAAACCCUCCUGCAGCCUCUGGAGGCCUUGGUAG